Messenger RNA from Arachis duranensis, 852 nucleotides. RefSeq lists its product as uncharacterized. The transcript has 4 exons. The coding region runs from base 1 to 525 and encodes 174 amino acids. NCBI's taxonomy places the organism in Eukaryota, Viridiplantae, Streptophyta, Magnoliopsida, Fabales, Fabaceae. The record is from RefSeq and is a predicted model, not a curated record.
AUGAGGGUCCUUAACACACUUACACAAGUGUGGUUUUUGUUUUUUCUCGUUGCAACCAUUGAAUGGAUUCAUGCCUUUUCAGAGUACAAAGAACCAGAUACCUCUAUUCUGCUCUUCGGAACCGUGCAUGAAUUGAAUGGCCACGUCAGCUUGAGUGGUGGCCAGGUGGGUGCGUGCAAGCAAGUUUCAGCAUUGUGUUAUUGCUGUUGGGCUGCGCCUCCGACACCUCACUCUUCUGUUCUGUCAGCUGAAGAGAGAGACAAAGGGGGUUUUGGCUUGCUAUUCCUUGGUAGCCGCAACCUAAUCUCAAUCGCAAUCAAUCAUCUCUCGUCGUCGGUGUAUUGCGCCGACGUCGUUUUAGCCUCUCUUCUUUCCCAGAAUACAUACAUUUAUUCUGAACCAUUAUGGGCAAUGGUCCAGCACCAUUUUUUGAUAUUGGCAAAAGGGCAGAAGAUCUUUUGUACAAGGAUUACAACUUUGAUCAGAAGUUCAGCUUGUCAAUUCCUAGCACCACUGGAUUGGUAAUAUUUAUCUUUAUUUCUGCUAUUAUUUUUUUGUUUAAUUAGGUUAAUUUUUAGUUUUUCUUUUUAAUUGAUGCUUACUAGAUACAAAAUCUCAUAGCUUCAAUAUGACAUAGUUUUAAUAUCACAACCACAAUUGUGUGAACACUACAUAAUUUCAAAUAAUAUGUAAGUUCACGACUGUUUAUUUGAUUUUUUAUUUUAGUUUUAUUGGAUUAUGAAACAUUUAUUAUUGUUAUUAAUUCGUUAAAGAUACUCAUGUUAUUUCUUAUUGAAUGACAAAUAGUUUUACUUACUUCUAUUUUUCCAUUAAUGUUUUUUAUUUGACUGG